Molecule: messenger RNA, 1646 nt
Organism: Paramecium sonneborni
Lineage: Eukaryota; Ciliophora; Oligohymenophorea; Peniculida; Parameciidae
Source: the annotation of a GenBank genome assembly
AUGUUAUCUGAAAUUAUCAACUAGAAAUAAUAAUACAUUAAAUCAGAUGCAAUAACUUUGAGCGAUUUUGGGAUACAAACAAUUGGAUAUUCUAAUACUUUUAAAAAUAUGUAUCUGAUUUUGGUUAUUAAAUUAGAACGAAAUUACAUCUUACAGGAAACAGAAUAGUUAAAUUAGAUGGAUUAGAAUAAUUUACGAAUUUGCAAUAUUUAAAUUUAUCAAACAAUUAAAUUGAGAGCAUUAAAGAAUUCUAACAUGUUCCAUAAACAUUAUAAUUUUUAUUUGUAGCAGGGAAUCCUUUCACAGCUAAUUUGAAUUAUGGUUAUUCUUUAAUGUGUAUUCUAAUGAAUUUAUAACAGCUUGACAAUGAUAAAAUAAACAGAUAACUAACUUAAGAAUAUCAAAUUAAGAUGCAAACAUAUGGUUUUCCUUUAAUUGCAUAUUUUGUACAUUUUAACAAUAAAUAAUUAACUCCUAUAUUUAAUAAUAGAUCAAUAAAUUAUACAUAGAAAAUUUUGAAGAUAAUUGAUUAAUUAUUGAUAGAAAAUAAAGAAGAAAUUAAAGGUUUAUGUGAGUAAUUGCUGUAACCUAAAUUUAAGCAAUCUAUUGCUGAUAUAAUAUUAAAACAUAUCUGUAAAUUUGAAAGAGAUUAAUUUAAAAGUAAUAAUAUCAACGCUUUCUUUGCCAAUCAAUCUAUGUAAUCUUAGCAUACUGAUCUUUAGAAAUUUGCAGAUGACGAAGAGUAUUAUUAAUAACAAAUUCUCUAAACAUAUAUAUCCUAUGAGGAUUAACAAUAAUUUCCAACUUUUUCUUUGAACUAACCUUAUAAUCUUGGAAUCUUAGAUUUUAUUUAUCAAAGCACUUUAAUUUAAAAUACAACAUUUCGGCCUUAGGAAGAUAGAAUUAAAAAAUAUGAAGAACUUCCACAAUAGAAUUUUUCAUUAAUCAAUAAAGACAAUUCUAAUUUUAAGAAAAGCAUACUUAAACCAACUAGUUAUUCAGUAUCAACUUAAUCUAAAUUUGAUGAGUGCACUUAAGAGUAUCUGAAUAACUAUAAAAAAUUAUAUCCAUUUUUAAAAGGAUUAGAAUAAUUAAAAAAAAGUUUGCAGAAAUAUUAUUUAUAAGAAUUUAAGCUAAAAUUAACAAGAAAAAUAAAUAGGUUUAAUUAGCAAUGUAUUGCUGGUACAUUUAAAUUGGAUUAUUUUAAGUAAUUAUAUUAAAGAUACUUAAUGAGAGUAGCUAUGUAAUAAAUUAGAAUAAAGUCGAGAUUAUCAAAUAUGGUUAAUAUUCUGUAAAUUCAAAGAAACCAUUAAUAAUUAUUAUCAAUAAAACAUAUAAAGGGAGUUGUUUAUGUAUAAAAGAAAAUGGCAAAUUAAUAAAGAUAGAAAUAUUUAAAAAGAGUAGUAUUUAAACAUCUCAAUCCUAAAAAAAGAUAUGAAAAGAUAGCUAAAGUAUUUUAACUGAAAUUGAUAACUUUAAAGAUAAAUGGAAUUUUGAGAGAAGCAUUGAAAUAAAUAAAAAUUACAGCUUUAACAUUUAAAGUUGAGAUAAGAAAAGAUCUGGCUUUUUAAGUAACAUUAAAGAAAGAAAAGAAAGUAGAAUCAUAGGCAAUAUAGAAUUUUAGAAAAUAAAGAGAUUUUUAUUGA